Messenger RNA from Cololabis saira (Pacific saury), 1749 nucleotides. RefSeq names its product family with sequence similarity 20 member C, like (gene fam20cl). Lineage: Eukaryota; Metazoa; Chordata; Actinopteri; Beloniformes; Belonidae. The transcript has 10 exons. The record is from RefSeq and is a predicted model, not a curated record. Gene Ontology annotation, cellular component: Golgi apparatus. Bases 1 to 1692 code for a protein of 563 amino acids. Gene Ontology annotation, molecular function: phosphotransferase activity, alcohol group as acceptor. Gene Ontology annotation, biological process: protein phosphorylation.
AUGGUAAGGCGGAACCUGGGUCUGUCCACUCGCUCCAUCUAUCUGGGCCUGGCAUGUUUGUCUCUCACUCUCCACCUCCUUCUGGCAUGUUUCUGCCUGUCAGUCCUCCAAACCGCCUGCGUGCUUCCCACCUCCCCCUCGUCCACCUCGUCUUCUAGUCCAAGAACAGAUACUCAUCACCAUCACCCCGUCUUACACUCCUCCUCCUCUUCUUCUGCUGCCUCGUCCUCGAAUAAAUUGCCAACCAGCCCCCAGGAUGAAGAUCGUCACAAGCUGACUGCGGACACGUUUGACCAUAAAGGGACUGGCUCGUUCAAUGACGUCGCCGGAAAGGCAAAAAAGUUCAAUGGAGCCGAUAAACUGAUGCGAAAGGAAAAGCUGGAGGAGCUGUUUAAGCAUCCGCUGUUCAACCUGCCACGCCCAGAGUUGCAACCGGACGACUGGCUGCUCAGAGUCAAGCCUGAUGAAGAUGUGAGGGAUCCAGAAAAUGAGGAAGAGGAGAUUGAGAACUUCAUCAUUGAUGAUAACGGGUGGCAGAGCGCCAGUCAGGAGGAAGGCUACGAUAAAGUCACCUGGACAACUGACAAAGAGACUCACCCUCCUUGGCUGCGGUUCCACCUGAGCAUCUCGCGCCGGGAGCUGUAUGACAGGAAAGACCCCAACCUGGCCCAGCUGACUCAUUACUUGGCAACUCAACCUAUACUUGGAGCUGUUCAGAAGGCAGGAGGCACACAGCUGAAACUGCUUGUAACAUUUCCAAAUUAUGGACAAGCUCUGCUCAAACUCAUGAGGCAAUCCAGAGAUGCAGAGACCGAUGUAAACAUCUUUUACUUCUCAGACUUUGACAGACACAAUGCAGAGAUUGCUGCCUUCCACCUUGACAGAGUGCUGGGUUUCAACAGGAUUCCUCCAGUGGCCGGUCGACUUGUCAACGCCACCACAGAGAUCAAAGAGGUGACCACUGACCGCAGACUGUCCAGAACCUUUUACACUUCCCCAGCUGGGAACGUGUGUUUCUAUGGCCGGUGUGAAUACUACUGUUCACCAGAGAACCCAGUGUGCGGGCGACCACAUGCCGUGGAAGUUUCCCUGGCUAGCAUGCUACCCGAUCUGUCCCUUGCUCCCCGCAGGUCCUGGAGGUCGCCAUGGAGACGAUCCUACAGCCUCACCAAGCUGGCAGAGUGGGAAAAGAACUCAUCUUACUGCGACACGGUGAAACAGACACCACCUUACAACCGUGGCACCAGACUGGUGGACCUCAUAGACAUGGUUGUGCUGGACUUCCUCAUGAGCAACAUGGACAGACACCACUACGAGACAUUUGAGAAAUUUGGGAAUGACACUUUCCUGCUGCACUUAGAUAACGGACGAGCGUUUGGAAGACACUCUCAGGACGAGCCGUCUAUUCUCAUACCAUUGAAACAGUGUUGCAGGAUUCGCCGCUCCACUCUCCUCCGCCUGCGUCUCCUGUCCCUCCCUGAGUUUCGCCUGAGUGAUGUCAUGCGUGAAUCGUUGGCUCGGGAUCCUCUGGCAGCAGUGGCUCCCCUCCUGUCUGAGCCUCACCUGUCUGCACUGGAUCGACGCCUCGCAACUGUCCUGAGAGCUGUCCAGACUUGUCAGGAACAGCACAACGAUGUCAUUUACAAUGAUUUAGAGAUGUGUGAUCAAUACAACGACGGGCAACCUGGCUGAGGAAAAUGCAAGAAAGUGUGACAAUGCACAUGGAGUAGUAAAAGUUCCAUGUUACAC